CUUGGCCACCUUCAAGUACGGGCAGAAGUCUGAUGCUCGAAAACUGGCUUAGUCGCAGUGCGUGUUUCGCAUUUAGUGUUUCACUCACUCUCUUUGCGUGCGGGUGCGGCCUGAGAGGGUUUUGCAUGUCUCAUCCUCCAGCUUCCAUUGCGGCGGCGAUAAUCAACAGUGUCUAGCGCGUUAGCGAACCGCAACGAGGGCGUGAGAGAAAGAGAGUUAUCGGUUGAUCGCUACAAUCGCGUAAUAUUCAUACUAGGCGCACAGUAGCAACCGAGGCAGUACAGAAAUCUCGCUGCGAAAAUUGUAAAAAAGUGUUAUCACAAAAACCUUUGUGCCGACGAUUUGAUACAAAAUAGGUGCCAUGGGGAAGGAUUACUACAAAACUCUCGGUAUACCGAGAGGGUCCACGGAUGAGGACAUAAAAAAGGCCUACCGAAAACUGGCGCUGAAAUAUCAUCCGGACAAAAACAAAUCACCUGACGCGGAGGAAAAGUUCAAGGAAGUGGCGGAAGCGUAUGAAGUGCUAUCCGACAAGAAGAAGCGAGAAAUGUACGACAAGUUUGGCGAGGAAGGAUUAAAAGGACGUGAGUAUUGGGCGCAAGGGUGCAUGGAAUGGCAAGGCAAUUCCCUUACCGUUACGUUUUUUUUCUCCACAGGAGCAUCGAACGGCACAUCAAAUUCCUCUCAGAAUUUCACUUACGAGUUCCACGGAGAUCCCAGAGCGACGUUUGCACAAUUUUUCGGCUCAAACAAUCCGUUCGGAUCGUUCUUCGAUAUGCACAACGAUAGUUUAUUCAAUAGCAGUAUUUUCAACGAUGACGAUUUCUUCACACCCUUCAGUGGUUUGGGCAACCGGCACGGUCUGGGCGGUGCCUUUAGGUCGCACUCGUUCAAUGUUCACUCGCCACUCAAAAAGGAGAAAGUUCAGGAUCCUCCGAUCGAGCACGAUCUGUACGUUACGCUAGAGGAGAUCUAUCAUGGCUGUGUGAAGAAGAUGAAGAUUUCGCGCCGUGUCUUACAGCCGGACGGUACAUCGAAAAAAGAGGACAAAUGCGUGACCAUAUCCAUAAAGCCGGGGUGGAAAUCGGGCACAAAGGUAACCUUCCAGAAGGAGGGCGACCAAACAAAGGGCAAGAUACCUGCUGACAUUGUAUUUAUCGUGCGGGACAAACCACACGUCUGGUUUCGCCGCGAAGGCAGUGAUCUUCGAUACACCGCUCGAUUAACGUUAAAACAGGCUCUCUGUGGGGUGAUUUUUGAAGUACCCACUAUGACAGGUGAAAAGUUGCGUAUCAGUACAAAGCAGGAAAUCAUCAAACCCAACACGGUGAAGCGCAUACAGGGCUACGGACUACCCUUUCCGAAGGAACCGUCGCGAAAGGGCGAUCUGCUCGUAGCGUUCGAUAUUAAAUUCCCCGAUAAGCUUAGUACGGCGGAAAAGGAAAUGCUUAACAAUAUGCUUCCCAACUCGUAGUGUUAACGCUCACGCGCCACACGUUUGUUUGACUUGUUUGAUUUACCUUUUGUGUUGCAUACGUAGACUAAAUGCAUCAAUCAUAAUACAACCAUUGAAUCAUUUUGUGAUGUGAUGUACUAGAGCAUGCGUAGCAUACCAUCGACAUCGAGCGGGCAGGCCAUUCGAAGCAUUUGUAUAUAGUGCCAUUCUAAUGCGAGCAACAUAAACCUUCAUUUGUUCCAAUGCGAGCGAAGCUAAGCCUUUUUUGGACUUGUAAUUUAGCGUUGCUAAAGAUCGAAAUUGAACACAACAAAAACUCUAUCAAACGAAAAGCUUUUGCACCGCGAUCAUGCACAAUCUUCCGUCAGUUGAAAUGCAGAGUAAUGAUAGUGGCUGUACGGGAAUGGUGGCAAAUUCUCUCGUAGACGUGUAAUUCUGCUUGUUAAAGGUAAAACCAGUAGCUAGGUUUUAUAAUUUACUAAUGCACAUGACUGUGCGUGUGAGCUGGCAGUGCGUUUGGAAUGGAAAUUUCUCAGCGAUAGUGAAAAGAAUCAUGUUGAUACUUUAACAUACGCUAUUCGAAGCCGGAGUAGGGAAGAGAUGCUUAACCGUGUAUCCUUGUUGAGAAGUUCUGUAACAAUCCUUUCGCAAGUUGAGGGGAAUUCACGAAACAACUAAUCUAUGACCACGAACUCGCGCCAACAUAAUAAUAAUAGAAAUAAAAUAAUUAAACUUUGUCAGUUGUUUCUCUUGACAGUAAAA
This is a messenger RNA of Anopheles stephensi (Asian malaria mosquito), 2218 nucleotides long. Its product is annotated as dnaJ protein homolog 1. The record is from RefSeq and is a predicted model, not a curated record. Gene Ontology annotation, cellular component: cytosol. Bases 362 to 1474 code for a protein of 370 amino acids. NCBI's taxonomy places the organism in Eukaryota, Metazoa, Arthropoda, Insecta, Diptera, Culicidae. The transcript has 4 exons. Gene Ontology annotation, biological process: negative regulation of transcription by RNA polymerase II. Gene Ontology annotation, molecular function: protein-folding chaperone binding.